Messenger RNA from Vavraia culicis subsp. floridensis, 1433 nucleotides. RefSeq lists its product as uncharacterized. The record is from RefSeq and is a predicted model, not a curated record. Lineage: Eukaryota; Fungi; Microsporidia; Pleistophoridae. Bases 1 to 984 code for a protein of 327 amino acids. The transcript has a single exon.
AUGAAAAUCGUUGAUAGAAUACUAAACCACAAGGAAAAAAUCGUGAAAAAUAUGAGUCGAAUUAAAAGGAUUCUAUUUGUAAUCGCCACGCUCGCAUUGUUCUUCCUAAUCCCGUUCAAAAACACCGUAUACAACAAGGACUCAGGGUAUGCACACAUAACAGAUCUUGACAACGUAUAUUUUGAUAAGAAUGUGUACGACGAGUUUGUGAAAGUUGAGAGUCUUCUUAUUUUCGAGUCACGACCGAGCAAAUCGCUAUGUGAAACGAUAAUCGUGUAUGGUCGGAAGAAAGACAUGUUUUUCUUCGUAAGGCUUGCCUCUUCAAUCAAAAAAAUGUUUUGUAGGCGAAAAAACGUGAAAAUAAUUCUGAGCGAUAGCCACUACGAAAUGGCUACACCGUCAUAUUUCUGCGAAAUACACUUAGAUUUUGGUGACAAAGCAAUGGUUCAAAACAACUUUAUGAGGCACCUGUCACCAAACUCCGACUUCUUUUUCAUCACAUCGCAUUUUUUUGUGCCAAGGCUACAUUUCAAUUUUUCUGACGUUUUGUUCAACGAGUUUAACUAUCGAAAUGUCAACCGGGUGUAUAUAACGAUGGAAAAGGACAUGGGCUCGACAAAACGGUUUUUAACCUAUCUGAGAUCACUGUUCAACAUGGAUUCUCAUUUAUUCGGUACCUACUAUUAUUUCACGCUCGGUGAUCUUUAUUGGGGAAUGGAAAACUUUGGCCCCUUCGCAUUUUUCACCUCGUUUUACUAUUUUGUUGACAUUUUCUACAGACCUUACCAAAGAAGGCAGCCAUGGACAUUGCUGUACUUUAUUUCUCCGCUUUUCUCGGUUUUUUUCCUCAGCGACGAAGGCGUAAGCCUUUCUAUAAAUGUUGCCUUCUUUUUCAUUAUUAACUUCAAGGUGGGCAUAUUUUUCGUCUUACUUGCAUACCUGAAGGCAGCGAAGGAAGUUCUUUAUUCUAUGCAUAUCAAGUAAAUGGAAUUGUGGAGUAUCCAUUGAAUCAUUCUAGUUGUGCUGACAGGCUACAAUUUACAGGUGUUCAUCUUUUGGCGGUAAAUUUUACCGCUCUGUAUGGGUUGUUGAAUGAGUCAUCGAUCUGCGAUUACACAUACAAAAUGCCGUACGAACUAAACAAAUGACAAGUAUAUGGUUAAGUAUACUUCCUUCUGCAUCCUAAAGCAGUAAGCUACACUAAAAAGAUAAAAAAGGCGUUACCUACUUUUUCUGACAAGUGUUAGUGCUCAAUAAGACGGUUCAAUACUUCGAUGCCCGUAUCAUUCGCUUUCCACAAUAACAAUCAUUUUCUCAUCGUGUAAUUUCAUUACAAAAUAGUAUUUUGGUGCUUCUAUUCAUCGAUGACAAAGAGUAGCUCACCGCAGCACAUCACAAAUUUACCUCAAAUACUUUUACUUUUUACGCAUCAC